AUGGGCUUGAGUAGAGAGUCCAGUACCCCGUCGCUUGUGGGAGUGUCUGUGAGAAGUAUCAAUGACUCCAACAAUCCGGAUUUCUGCGAUGACAAGUCCCGUAGCGUGUCAGAAGUUCGGUCUUCGUCGCAAUUGUUGGAGAAAAUCCAUUCCUCUACACAGCUGAACAAGCUGCAAGGUCCCUACACCACCGUGGAUGAGCUAAACCGCGAAGGCGCCUUGCUGACAGACGACAACAGUGUUGAUCUGGACAACGUGGUGCACGGCAAGCUGGGCGACGAGGAAAAUCUCCAAAAAAGCGUGCUCAAGAAAAAGAAGAAGAGACAGCAAGGAGGCCAUUCAGGCAAUACAGCUACUGCGUCGUCGUCAUCUGGAUCGCUAACAUCGCCGUCCCAGACACGCAGCUCGUCCCUCGUGACCUCCACCGAUCCACUCCACAAUUCCAGCGCCAUGCUUCACAACGCCAAUGUCAGCUCAACCAGCAACAGCAACACCGAUGACAAAAUCCGUAACUCUUACGGGGAGUUCAUCACGAAUAGGUCGCACCGUCCACAUUUAGCCGGCGGAGUGUCGUACCAAAGUGCGAACGGCUACGAAAGCGAAGAAACGCCACGCGAACGUUCCGGACGAUCCGCUCGCAAAGAAGAAGCCUCUAGAGGCUUUCUGAGAUCAUUAUCCCGUUCUUUGAGUCGCGAUCCAAUGAGGUCUUCAGUGGUAGCUGACCACGAACUGACAUCACGUGGCGCUCCAGAUUUCGAAGGUGCUGGGUCUCACGUGAUCGAGGAAGAAAUCGAAGAUGAACAAGAUCAAGGAGCCCUAUUGAAUGAUGAAGGUGAUGAACAAUACAUUCCAGAGCUUCAGCAGGCUGCCAGUAAAGAGGAGAGUAAAGCACCUGUGAACUUGUAG
This is a messenger RNA of Lachancea lanzarotensis, 906 nucleotides long. Its product is annotated as LALA0S03e08702g1_1. Bases 1 to 906 code for a protein of 301 amino acids. Lineage: Eukaryota; Fungi; Ascomycota; Saccharomycetes; Saccharomycetales; Saccharomycetaceae. The transcript has a single exon. The record is from RefSeq and is a predicted model, not a curated record.